Cucurbitaria berberidis CBS 394.84 is the source of this 1002-nucleotide messenger RNA. Its product is annotated as glycoside hydrolase family 5 protein. The record is from RefSeq and is a predicted model, not a curated record. Gene Ontology annotation, biological process: glucan catabolic process. Gene Ontology annotation, molecular function: hydrolase activity, hydrolyzing O-glycosyl compounds. NCBI's taxonomy places the organism in Eukaryota, Fungi, Ascomycota, Dothideomycetes, Pleosporales, Cucurbitariaceae. The transcript has 2 exons. The coding region runs from base 1 to 1002 and encodes 333 amino acids.
AUGCUUUUCAAGAGCCUCGUCGCGGCGGCCGCGCUGGUCAGCACCGCAUUCGCUGCUCCAUCGGAGAAGCGCCAGAAUGCCAAGCUGAAAUGGUUCGGUAUCAACGAGUCUGGCGCUGAGUUCGGCGAGAAGAACUUUACUGGUGUAUAUGGAAAGGAGUACAUUUGGUACGAUUUCAAGACCAUCGACCAGUUCAUCGGCCAGGGCAUGAACAUGUUCCGUCUCAACUUCUUAAUGGAGCGUCUAACCCCCAACAACCUAACCGACGCAUUCGACCCUCUCUACCUAGGGAACCUGACCCAGCAAGUCAACUACAUCACAUCCAAGGGCGCAUACGCAAUGGUACAACCGCACAACUACGGCCGCUUCUACGGCAACAUCAUCACCGACACAGCCGGCUUCAAAACAUGGUGGAAGAACGUAGCCGCGCAGUACAAAGACAACGAACUCGUCGUAUUCGACACGAACAACGAGUAUCAUGACAUGGACCAAAAACUCGUCUUCGACCUCAACCAAGCAGCCAUCGACGGCGUGCGUGCCGCAGGCGCAACAAAACAGUACAUCACGCCCGAGGGAAACAGCUGGACCGGCGCGUGGACCUGGAUUUCCUCGGGCAACGGCGCCUCGCUCGUCAACCUCAAGGAUCCGCAGAACAAGCUCGUCUACCAGAUGCACCAGUACCUCGACACGGACGGCAGCGGCACGUCUGUGAACUGCGUCAGCGCGACGAUAUUCAAAGAGCGUCUGCAGGCUGCGACCAAGUGGCUCAAGGACAACAAGAAACAGGGUGUGAUUGGCGAGUUCGCGGCGGGAAAUAAUGCCCAGUGUAUUAGUGCGCUCAAGGACGGUCUUAGCUAUUUGCAGCAGAAUGGCGAUGUGUGGCUGGGCGCUAUCUGGUGGGCUGCCGGCCCGUGGUGGGCGGAUUAUAUUUAUAAUAUGGAGCCUGAGAAGGGCGUGGCGUGGACGGGUAUCUUGCCGCAGAUUAAGAGUUACUUUGUCUAG